AUGCCAGAUGAGUUGUCGACGCUGGCCGAUGAAUUAGUGAGAGGAUAUUUGACGUACCGCGGGCUCGCUACGACGCUAAACGCCUACGAACAAGAGCUGAAAACGGAGAAGCAGGGCAAGAUUUAUGUCGAACGAGUCGUCGAAGAAAUAACGCAAUCCAUCGAAAAGCACGAUAUCGACUCGCUAAAGAAAAUUUGGAGCAAUUUUAAUGAAAGGACUUUUAAUCAACUUUCUGGGGAAGAGAGCCGGAUAGCCACCCAGCACGAAAAUGACGCCUUCAAACUCUACAUCGUCAAAUGUAUACAGAAAAACGAGAAACAAAAAUGCGUGGAAUUUUUCACGAAAAUGGCGAGCAUGACGGUGGGGAAUCCUACGUGGAGUGAGUGGUUUGCAAUCCCCUACAUGGCCAGUGACCCGAAAGACCGGGAGCCCUUCAAAAAGUACUUCUCCAAGCAAUGGCAAGAGAUUUUCCUGAUAUCGAUGCACAACUUUUUGUCGAUAACUUUACAGAAAGCCAAACGUCCAAUGCUACUCCAAAUGAUUGACGAGGCGAUAAAGGAUGAAAAUGGUAGCGCCCAACCCGACGCCGAUGAAGACCUAAUCGACGAUUUUGCGGCGAUAGCACAAUGCUCUGGCCCCAUGAAAUCGGCCGCCUCAAAACCCUCAAUCAAAAGCUUCCUGAAAAGCAUCACGGGCAAGAAGGAA
Mesorhabditis spiculigera is the source of this 705-nucleotide messenger RNA. NCBI's taxonomy places the organism in Eukaryota, Metazoa, Nematoda, Chromadorea, Rhabditida, Rhabditidae. The record is from the annotation of a GenBank genome assembly.